Molecule: messenger RNA, 1430 nt
Organism: Impatiens glandulifera
Lineage: Eukaryota; Viridiplantae; Streptophyta; Magnoliopsida; Ericales; Balsaminaceae
Product: fructose-1,6-bisphosphatase, chloroplastic
Exons: 4
Coding region: 60-1304 (414 amino acids)
Biological process (GO): fructose metabolic process; sucrose biosynthetic process; fructose 6-phosphate metabolic process
Cellular component (GO): cytoplasm; cytosol
Molecular function (GO): fructose 1,6-bisphosphate 1-phosphatase activity
Source: RefSeq, a predicted model, not a curated record
GAAGAUCGAUCAUGUCCAGAGUUUAAAUCCUAGAGAGAAGAAGAACAAACAAACAAACAAUGGCUUCAUCAUCACCAACAGCAAAUGCCUUCUCUUCUUCACACCUAUUCUCUUCCUCUCGAUCAAGAUCCCCUGUUUCUCCUCUCCGCCUCUGUUUCUUGGAACCCAGAACUUUCAUCUCCGGCAACUCCCGCCGGAGUACUUCAGGCACCGCCCGUUUCCAAUGCAUGGCUGCAGGUACACCGACUGAGACCCCGCUGGUGACAAAGAAAAGCAGCAAAUUUGAUAUUCAAACUCUAACUGGUUGGCUUUUGAAGCAAGAACAAUCUGGAGUUAUCGAUGCAGAGCUCACUAUCGUCCUCUCCAGCAUUUCACUCGCCUGCAAGCAAAUUGGUUCAUUGGUCAGAAGAGCAAACAUCACCAAUCUCACUGGAGUUCAGGGCGCUGUUAAUGUCCAGGGAGAAGACCAGAAAAAGCUAGAUGUCAUCUCUAAUGAGGUGUUCUCUAGUUGUUUAAGGUCUAGUGGAAGGACAGGAAUCAUAGCAUCCGAGGAAGAGGAUGUGCCAGUGGCAGUUGAAGAGAGUUACUCAGGUAACUACGUUGUUGUCUUUGAUCCUCUUGAUGGAUCAUCCAACAUUGACGCAGCUGUUUCCACCGGUUCCAUAUUCGGAAUCUAUAGUCCUAAUGACGAAUGUUUACCCGACAUCAAUGAAGAUGAUGCCACGCUUGACAGUAUAAAAGAAAGAUGUAUAGUAAAUGUAUGUCAGCCGGGGACAAACCUUCUAGCAGCCGGUUAUUGCAUGUAUUCGAGCUCCAUAAUCUUCGUGUUGUCGAUUGGAAAUGGCGUGUUUGCAUUCACACUCGAUCCAAUGUACGGAGAAUUCGUGUUAACUCAAGAGAACAUACAGAUUCCAAAAGCCGGAAAAAUAUACUCAUUCAAUGAAGGCAACUACCAAUUAUGGGAUGAAAAGUUGCAAAAUUAUAUAAAUGACUUAAAAGACCCUGGUUCAUCAGGGAAGCCUUACUCUUCUAGAUAUAUUGGAAGUUUGGUUGGUGAUUUUCAUAGGACAUUGCUUUAUGGGGGUAUUUAUGGGUAUCCUAGGGAUAAGAAGAGCAAAAAUGGUAAACUUAGGUUAUUGUAUGAAUGUGCUCCAAUGAGUUAUAUAGUUGAACAAGCUGGUGGUAAAGGAUCUGAUGGUCAUCGAAGGGUUCUUGAUAUUCAACCAACCGAGAUUCAUCAGCGAGUGCCACUCUAUAUUGGAAGCACCGAGGAAGUGGAGAAAUUGGAGAAGUUCUUAGCAUAGGAAAAUUUUCAAAGUAUAGUAAUGCAAGGAAAUUGAUUUAUGUAAUAUUGUUUCUCAAGGAAUACAAUGAGUUUUGACUUUUAAUGCAAGUUGAUGUCUUAAUUAUAUGAAUUAAUUUAAAUAGUU